Molecule: messenger RNA, 888 nt
Organism: Prunus armeniaca (apricot)
Lineage: Eukaryota; Viridiplantae; Streptophyta; Magnoliopsida; Rosales; Rosaceae
Source: the annotation of a GenBank genome assembly
AUGGCGGGUUCCGAUCCAAACAAGUUGAUGGCCAAAGCCGAUAAACUAACGAGGCUCAGUCUUACAAGGUGGAGUGCAGAUUGGAAAAGCGCUACCCUUCUGUAUGAACAAGCUGCUAAUGGGUUUAGGAUUGCCAAGGAUUAUGAGAAAGCAAAGGAAGCAUUGGAAAAAGCAUCAAAAGGACAAGAAUUGAUCUCUUCACCCUGGGAUGCUGCAAAGCAUAUGGAGUCAGCUGCUGCUUUAGCAAAGGAGUUGGGCAAAUGGAAUGAAGUUGCUGAUUUUUAUAGAAGGGCAUCUGAAUUGUACGUUGUGUGUGGGAGAUCACAACCUGCAUCAGAUGCUCUUGCGAAAGGGGCCCGAGCUCUGGAAGAUUCUGUUCCUGAUGAAGCUAUUCAACUUUACACUGAUGCUUGUGUUCUUCUUGAAGAUGAUGACAAGGAUCAAAUGGCCUUUGAUCUAUAUCGUGCUGCCACUAGUGUUUAUAUAAAACUUGAGAAGUACACAGAUGCUGCUGCUUUUCUGUUGAGAUGGGGCUUAGCUGCUGAUAAGUGCAAUGCUACCAAUAGCCAAUGCAAGGCAUAUCUUAGUGCAAUAAUUGUUUACCUCUAUGUUCAUGACAUCAAACAAGCAGAAAAAUGCUACAAUGAUUGCUCCCAGGUUGACACCUUUUCGAGAAGUGAUCAAUGCCGUUUUGCUAGUAAACUUUUUUCUGCUUACACAGAAGGUGACGUUGAAGAAAUUAAACGGCUUUCUCAGUCAAGCACGGUUAAUAAUCUUGAUCACAUGGUCAUCAGGCUCGCCAGGAAACUGCCCACAGGUGAUGUGAGUGCACUGAAGACCCAUGCUUCCGACGAGCAAGAACCACUGGACGAAGAUGACCUUACAUAG